AUGACAGGAGAACUAAAUGACAGUAUGACAACCAUUGAUCUGGUAAUGAAUGAUGAACAGUUUCCAAAAAAGAACGUGCUGGUGGAGGAGUUGUUACUGGCAUCUGGUGGGGAGAGCCCAGAGAUGCUGCAGACACCCUGUUUUGGAGGUGCCCUGGGUUACCUUUUGGGUGGCAUCGACUGGGCUCAUCUGGAGACAGGAAGAGCACUGGGCACAGAAUUCCAGGUCAUGUUCUUCUUCUCCGCCUUGGUGCUCACUCUGUGUUUUAUUAUUCAUCUCUGCAGUAUCCCUGAAGCCCCACUUAGAGAUGUUACAAGGGACAUAUCCCCACAGCAAGCCCCCCAGGACUUUGCAUUGUCAUCAGACAAAAUGUACCAGUAUGGGUCUAUUGAGAAAGUCAAAAAUGGUUCUGUAAACCCAGAACUGGCAUUGCAGGGAGACAAAACCAAAAAUUCUGCUGGACAGUAUAGGAAAGCGAUGACCAUGAAGUCACUGCUGAGGGCGCUGGUGAACAUGCCUCCCCAGUACCACUGCCUUUGCAUCAGCCACUUCAUUGGAUGGACCGCCUUCCUAUCUAACAUGCUCUUCUUCACAGAUUUCAUGGGUCAGAUUGUGUACCACGGGGAUCCCUACAGUGCACACAACUCCACAGAGUUUCUCAUCUACGAAAGAGGGGUCGAGGUUGGAUGUUGGGGCUUGUGCAUCAAUGCCGUGUUUUCCUCACUUUAUUCUUACCUUCAGAGACCUUUGGGAUCCUACGUAGGGUUGAAAGGUCUUUACUUCCUGGGGUAUUUUCUAUUUGGCCUGGGGACAGGAUUGAUUGGACUUUUCCCGAAUGUCUACUCCACCCUGACUAUGUGUACCUUGUUUGGUGUGAUGUCCAGCACUCUGUACACUGUGCCCUUCAGCCUCAUUGCCAAGUACCACCGUGAGGAGCAGGAUGAGAAGAGACGGCAGGCCCCAGGAUGGAGCCUGGACAGCGAUGGGAGAGGGCAGGGCCUGGAUUGCGCUGUCCUCACCUGCAUGGUGCAGCUGGCUCAGAUCCUAGUCGGAGGUGGCCUGGGCUUCCUGGUCAACAAGGCUGGGAGCGUCAUCGUGGUAAUCACGGCCUCUGCAGUGUCGCUGAUCGGCUGCUGUUUUGUGGCUCUCUUUGUUAAAUACGUGGACUAGGUCAAUAAACAUUGUCCCUACCCUCAGACACUGGGAAGUCCAUGGCAGAAAAUCAAUCUCUUUCUUUGGCUCUACAGUUUUGGGGUCUGCCC
Molecule: messenger RNA, 1262 nt
Organism: Enhydra lutris kenyoni (northern sea otter)
Lineage: Eukaryota; Metazoa; Chordata; Mammalia; Carnivora; Mustelidae
Product: membrane-associated transporter protein-like
Exons: 7
Coding region: 1-1170 (389 amino acids)
Cellular component (GO): membrane
Molecular function (GO): sucrose:proton symporter activity
Source: RefSeq, a predicted model, not a curated record